AUGAAAAUGAUAGAGCCUACCAAUUCACUUGGAGAUGUGAAUGUGACUGAAACAACCGACACUCGAAAGUUGGCUGAAGGGAUAGAAAAUGCUGCAGUCGUCUGUUGUUUCAUGACCCCUGAUUAUCAGAUAUCUGAGAUUUGUAAAAUCGAAUUGCAGUAUGCACAGAAACGACACCAACGAAUCAUCCCAUGUAUGCUCACUGAUAUAAAACUUUGGAAGCCUUCUGAUUGGUUAGAAUGGAUAACCAGAGAACUCGUGUAUAUAGACUUUCACGACGUUUCUCAGUCAAACAUUCAUUCGAAAGUGAGAGAACUUAUUGAUCGAAUAAAAGAACAUCCUCCGGCGUCACAAUACCUACGAUCUCCAGCGGUCGACGAACGAAGUUAUUUACUUGAACUGAUUAAAUAUGAAUAUAAACGAAAUAGCCGCAUUGAAUAUAUUAUGAAUUCGGCCAAAUCUUUUUCAAUUGAGCAAAGCUACAUCAAUUUAGCUAUCGUAGGAACCACAGAACUAAACGUAAAAGAAAAGAAGCUUCGUGGCACUCAUCACAUUGAUGUAAUUAUGGGUACCUUUGAAGAGAUUUACGGCACGAAGACUCCUGUAGAUGUCAAGGACAUUUUUGAAAAAUGCAAAGAUCCGACAAAGAAGGUGUUCGUGCUUGGACGAGCUGGAAUCGGAAAAUCAACAUUUUGUCGAUACGUUACUUACCGAUGGGCAAAGAGCGAAAUUUGGUCCGAAUAUGAGCUUGUUGUUUUGAUCCCGUUGCGCAUUUUGACAAAAGAUCGCUAUCCUCCAUUGCCACUUGGCACCGAAUAUUCUCCAAUCGACCUCGUGAAAAGAGAAUAUUUUUCUUAUCAUGCUCUAACAGAGAAAGAAGAAAGAUUUUUCAGAGAGAAGCUUGAUAAAACCCGAGUCCUAUGGCUUUUGGAUGGCUAUGAUGAAAUCGUGCAACAUAUACCAGCACAUCUGGAAUAUUUACUGGAGCAGUUACUUAAAACUACACACCAUAUCUUGACAUCUCGUCCAUUCUGCAAUACCUUAUUCUACCCUGUGCACAUGGAAAUUACAGGCUUUACAGAUGAAAAUAUUCCCAAGUACGUGAAACAAUUCUUCAGUCAGAUUGGAAGUACAUUACACGGUUCACAGACUGAAUAUCACAACCUACUAAGCUUCUUACAACUGAACCCUAGCAUUUGGGGUAUUGCACACAUUCCGGUAAAUCUAGAGCUGAUUUGUAGUCUCUGGAGUAACCAGGAUUGGUCAGAAACAAAAACGUGGACAAUAACGGCACUUUACGAUAAAAUGAUCGAAUGGCUAUGCCGACGAUAUUUGAUAAAACAAAAAGAAAUUCCAAUAGAAAAAGUUAAAUUGAUGCGUAAAAGACAAGUUUAUGAAAACUGCAAAAACGAACUGGCAUUCCUAGAAAGGGUGGCAUUCAAAGGCAUGGAAAGCAAUGCUAUAAUACUACGCCCAGCACUACUCGACGAAGCAGAAAAUGAGACCAAUGUCUUAUUAGAGGAUUACCCACACUUACUAAACAUUGGCAUUCUGAAAUCGAUUGGUCAUGGUCCAAUUGGCCAUCAAAUUGAAAUAGACAAAUGCCAUUACUUUAUUCAUCUCAGUUUUCAAGAACAUUUUGCAGCACGACACUUGGUCAAUACUCUCACAAAUGAUAAACAUGAGAGUGCAAUUGACUUUAUCAAGAAGCAAAAGUACAAUCAACGAUUUACUUUAGUGUUUAAAUUUGCAUCCGGACUUCUUACGAAGUGUAAAUGUCCACCACCCAUCAAUACAUUCUGGGAUACUAUAUUAUGUGAGCCCCGCGAUCUAGAUGACGAUGCCCAUAUCAGAAAUGGUGCAUGUAAAGCUCUCGGGAAGAUGUGUGAAAAAGCAGCGACUAGUGAAGUGAUCAACCGACUCGUGGUUGCACUUGGAGAUGAGGACUCGAAUGUCAGAAGUAGUGCAUGUGAAGCUCUCGGGAAGAUGGGUGAUAAAACAGCGACUAGUGAGGUUCUCAAACGACUCGUGAUUGCGCUUGGGGAUGAGAACUUGAGUGUCAGAAGGAGUG
Didymodactylos carnosus is the source of this 2071-nucleotide messenger RNA. The record is from the annotation of a GenBank genome assembly. NCBI's taxonomy places the organism in Eukaryota, Metazoa, Rotifera, Eurotatoria, Philodinida, Philodinidae.